Molecule: messenger RNA, 2858 nt
Organism: Tachysurus vachellii
Lineage: Eukaryota; Metazoa; Chordata; Actinopteri; Siluriformes; Bagridae
Product: C-C chemokine receptor type 1
Exons: 2
Coding region: 114-1160 (348 amino acids)
Biological process (GO): immune response; G protein-coupled receptor signaling pathway; chemotaxis
Cellular component (GO): membrane
Molecular function (GO): chemokine receptor activity
Source: RefSeq, a predicted model, not a curated record
UUUGCUCGAGCUAGAGUUCAAGAAAAAACAGCGAGUUGAAAUGCCCUCGUUUCACUUGCAUGUGUGCAUAGGACAAUAAAGAACAACUCAAAGAACGCCAGAUUAUUUCCAAUAUGAAGCAAACUGGGAGUACAGAAAGAAUGACCACUACAGAGAUGAACACAAGCACAUAUUUUAACUACUAUGACACAGAGCCUUGCUAUGCUGAGAAUGAGUUGAACCCGACAAUCAUGGUGGCCAUCUUCUACCUGGUCUUUGCCCUCGGACUUCUGGGUAACAGCACUAUACUGUGGAUGUUACUGAAGAUCAUGCGCAUAAAGACCAUGACCGACGUGUGCCUGCUGAACCUGGCAAUUUCCGACCUGAUCACAGUGUUUUCGCUGCCCUCAUGGGCACUUUACAACAAGGGCCAUUUAUCUGAAGCUAAUGCCAUGUGCAAACUCAUGGUCGGUACCUAUCAACUGGGCUUCUACAGCAGUAUACUUUUCGUGACGCUCAUGAGCAUUGACCGCUAUUUGGCCAUUGUCCACGCAGUGGCAUCAUUAGGAGCACGGACUUUGCGUUACGCCGUCAUAGCCAGCAGUGUCAUUUGGACCAUCUCCUUCUGCGCUGCACUCCCAGGCGCCCUUUUCCACAACAUGAUCAAAGAUACGGAGAACAACACACAGUGUGAUUGGGAUAUCAAAGAUGGAUCGGUCAAGAAUUGGAAACUGUUCCUGAAUUUCAGCCAAAAUACAUUAGGACUCUUCAUCUCUCUGCCAGUCACAAUCUACUGCUACAUCAGGAUCCUGCUGGUGCUCAGGAGGACAAAGAACUCCAAGCGAGGACGAGCCAUAAAGCUGAUUUUUGCCAUCGUCAUCGUCUUUGUGAUCUUCUGGGUGCCGUACAACGUGGCUGUGCUUUUAAAGUCCCUGCAGGACUUAGAAGUUGGCGAUUCAUGUGAGAACAGCCAGCACGUACAAACCGCCCUGUCUGUGACCGAGAUCAUUGCAUUAGCCCACUGCUGCAUCAAUCCUGUGAUCUACGCUUUCGUUGGGGAAAAAUUCCGGAAAUGUUUAGCUAGAGAGUUUUCAAAAUGGCUGCUUUGCUUAAAGAUUUACAAACCAGCAUCGAUGCAUUCCAAAACUUCUGAAAACGAAACAUCCAACACGCCUAUAUAGGAGAACAGUUUCCAAACUCUGUCUGUAUAUAUUCCAGAAUCCUAAAUUCAAGAAUAUGUGCAUACUUUUUUGUUCUAAACAAUUUACUACUGUAUAUUAGUGUGAGGGAGGCACGGUGGUUUGCACGUUGUGGUUUAGUGACCAUAGUCCUUAGUGGUUUGCACGUUACCUUCACACCUCCAGGGUUGGGGGUUCGAUUCCCACCUCCACUGCUUUCUGCGUUUGCGUCUUGGGUUACUUGUUUCCUGCCGACCUUCCAAAAACACACCCUAAGAGAUGGACAGAUUUCUAAUUAAGGGUGUCUCUUCCCAGAAUACACGCUAUAUAUACCAGAAUAACGCAGUUACUAAAAAGGAUUGAAAGCUUCCAUGUUUGGAAAUACUGUACUUUACUAUAUUAAUAUUAAAUGUGUUAUAUUAAUAAUACCCAAGUCAUAGGAGGACUAACAAGCAAUGGUUUUGAUUGUCUUUGGUAUUAAGAAAAACUGUAACAACAAACACAUUCACUGAAUACAAAUAAAAAAAGACAAAUACAUUCAUGAAACAUCUUGUAAACUGAAAAUGCUAUUAGGAAUAAAAUAUUACAUUAGCGAUGACGUUAGUCAUCUAAAUUUAAUUAUAUUAUGAUGUAAGCCUUCGAUACAACAUAAUAUAGAUUAAGGUUUAACAUUCGGUGAUUUGGCAUCAUUGUUAUAUGAAUAAUGUGUAUGAACAAUAUUAACUAUGCAAAACUAAAUUAAUAUAUCACUUAAUUGGCCAGGAAAGUACAGUACUGCAUUGUUGCAGUGUCAUGAUUUAAUUAUCAAGAUGCACACUUUAACCAAUCCUUACAACAAGCCACAAAGGCAUGUGUUUUGUAAGACAUGCUGUAGAGCAUGAGACUGUAAGGACCGGAUUUCCUGCUUAUGACUUUUUGUUCUUACAAGAAAACCUUGGUGGUGUGAGUGUAACAAACUAAUGAAGGGGGAGACUGACAGAAAAAGCUAAAAUCUGUAUUACGCAUGUAUGUACGUCUGGUCUGUUACGUUUUGUAACAUAAUAAAAUUGUCAGUUUGUAAAUGGAACACCGCUGUAAGCGAUUUCAUCAGCUGGUUCUUUCUGUGUUACAUGUGUGUGAGAUGCUAUUCAUCAAUCACAACCGUCCACAGCGGCUUUGUAAGGUGCUAAACAAGAUAAUGACUGCAUGCAUCCAACCCACAAAUGUACAUUGAAACAACACACAGUAAAACAUGAAUGAACUGCGUUCGUCAAUGAAGACCGAGCACUUCACAUACUGUACAAGACGCUUUUGUUUUCCUUUCAAAUUUGGGCAGAGCUUUGGAUAAAAGCACAUACGAUUUAAAACAAAGAAUACAAGCGUGCAUUUAGAGAAUCAGGUCGUCUAUACUAUUAAAAAUGAUCUUUAUUUCACAGGACUUCAGGAAACAGGUCAUACAAAUAUCGUCUGGUAGCAGGUUUAGGUUUUGAUUUAUGCUAAAUGCAACUUAAUGUCAUCAUGCAGUGGGUGCACAAGGAACAUCCCAGGCAACUGCAUUUGUCAGUCGAGUCGAGAACUAACCAAAAGCAUAAAAGAUUAACCAGAUUAAAGACAACAAUUCUAAGCAAAUUCAUGAUUUUAGAUCGAACAUUAGUUCAUUUCAUUAACUAAACAGAACCUUGAACACAGAUACAUUUGCAAUAAAAGAUCAGCCAACUUAAA